AUGAUCGCCCGCGAUCACGGGGAGGCGCUCCGGGAGGCUCUCGGCUCCCGCGAGGUGACUGCAGAGUUACUGAGGGGCCGGGUUAUUUCGGCCGAUGCUUACGAGGAGCAGUUCAUUCUGCGGGCCGACGAGAUCUCGUCGACCCGUGCGACCAAUUUCAUGUGGCACGUCUAUCCUGAGAUGCUCAGGAGCCAGCAGCGUGUACCCUUCAGCCUGCAGCUCAUGCGCAAGGGAAUCAGAGCUCCGAGCGGCUGGUUCAAAAGCCCGCCAGAUUUCGUGCCACUGUUCAACCCUUCGUUGAUCGCACUGGAGGAUGGAUCACUUCUGGCGACGAUGCGGAUGUCCAAUGGGCCUGGCUGUCCGAGUGUCAGGCACGCAAGGGAAUCUAGCAUGGACACGCGUAUUUUCCUGAACGCAUUGGUUUUGGUGCACAUCAAUCCUGUCGAUCUCGAGGUUCUGAGCCACACGAUGGUGGAGAUGCCCGAACUCGCGUGCCAGUUCACGAGCGAGACCAAGAUGAGCGGCCGGAGGUUCCUGGAUCAGGUGCGCGGCCCCAUGGAUGCGCGCCUCGUGCAGGGCUCCGACGGCGAGAUGUGGCUGUCCUUCUACGCCGAGCGCAACGUCCCGGGGAGCGACGAGAUCGUCCGCGGGAUGAACGCCGCCCCCCUCCACGUGGAGUGGGCACAGUGCCCCGAGGAAGAGCACGCGUGGCAGCUGCGCGGCCGCGACGAGGCACUGGUCGGGGCGGGCUGCCGCUGGCUGGGCAUGGGCGACGGCCGAUCCGGCGAUGCGUGCCGCGCCUCGUGCGAGGCCUCGAGCAGCCACUGCAACGCCGUCAGCCUGGGGCCUGGGCGCUGUGAGCUGCGCAGGUGCGAGCCCGAGGUCGAGGUGGCCACGCAGGCAGGCUGGGAGACGUGGCUGCACGAGGGGCUGCUGCAGUGGCACCGUGCCGCCCAGCCCUGCACGACCUUUGCGAUGGGGAGCGGCCUGAGCCUUCGUGAGUGCCAGAGGAGCUGCGAGGCGGCCGACGAUUGCAGCGCGGUCCUCUUCUCGCCGCGCUUCGAGUCCUGCGCUCUCCAGCGGUGCGACGGCCUGGCUGGGAGGCCCGGCGGCGCGCCUGGCUGGGAGGCCUGGCGGCUGGGCCCGCCUCCGCCGCAGCAGUGCCUCAGGCGGGCGUGGGUGGAGCCCACGGAACUGCUGACCUUCCCUACCGUGAACGGGGUGGAGAAGAAUUGGAAUCUGAUCAAGGCGGAGCGGGACCGCUUGGUGAUCGAGUACUUCGUGGAGCCGCACAUCGUCUUGGAGGCCGGCCUGGACCGUUCAAGCGGCGUCGCGCUCACGAGUCUGGCCGAGCACGCCGUGUCCAGGUGGCCGUACGACGUGCUGCACGGCGUGUCCAAUGUGCGGGGCGGCUACUGCUGCCUCGAGCUCCCGCAGCGACUCUGGCCGGACUGGUACUUCGCAGCCGGCGGUCCAGGCCCGAUGCUGCUGGGGUGUGGCCACCUGCAGCGCAUACGAUCCCCCUUCGACCAGGCGAAAGGCGACCUGACGAGGUUCCGGAGGCAGGACAAGACGCGUGCAUACCACAACUUCUUCUAUGUCGUCCGGGGCAGUUCUCCGUUUGAGGUGAUGGCCGUCUCGACAGAGUGGUGCAUCACGAUGAACGGCCACUUUAGUUCGCAUUGGCGGCAGGAGUUCGCGGACGGCGAGGAGGCGUGCGAGGCCAUCCAGUUCGCGUCGGGCAUCGCCUUGCGUGGUGCCGACGAGCUGGUCGUCGCGUACGGCAUCAACGACUGCGAGAGUGAUCUGCUGUCGCUCCCCGUCGCGAGAGUGCUGGAGAUGCUCCGUCCUGUCCAGUCGACCCUCAAUGUGUCGUUGGACGAGCUCGAGAUGAUCUGA
Molecule: messenger RNA, 1899 nt
Organism: Prorocentrum cordatum
Lineage: Eukaryota; Dinophyceae; Prorocentrales; Prorocentraceae
Source: the annotation of a GenBank genome assembly